UAAACGUUAAAUCUCUACUUCAUGAUGUUACUCUUUUGUAAAUAGAAUAAAUAACAUUUAGAAAUGAAAGUUUUAAAGGAGGAAAUUAUAUUCCGGUUUUAGUAGCACUAAACAUGGUAAACGAUGACAGUGAUGAUAAAACUGCCACUCGUACGAAACCAAGAUCUCGUGGUUCUGACUUCCGUUCUUUGCGUAUACUGGUCAUCGAACCACGAGGCCGGUAUUGUAAAUCGGUAUGGUGUGCCAUCGGUAUUGGGCUAGCUCAUGUCUUUAUAGGGGCGACAGUUAUGACUGCUUUGUUGUUUCAUUUAAAUGUAGGUGACCUUCACGCUGUCCUGUGUACUGUUGCAUAUCAUUUCUUUACCGCAGAAGCUAUAUUGAGCUUGAACUACGCCAAUGGUUGGUCGGCUCCAUUGCAUUUACGGCACAGGCGAUAUGCACACAUUUUCCUGCAAUUCUGCGGUAUUGUCUGUGGCAUAACGGGAACGCUUUUAGUAUGCAAGUCCAAAGGUUUAUCAGGAACUGUACAUGGUGUAACCGGUAUGGCAACAGCUACAUUGGCGGUCAUAUCGCUUCUAACUGGGCCUUGUGGUUUAUUACGCGGUCGUUAUUUUAAAUUUGUUCAUACGUGUUUUGGCAUUCCAACAUUUCUGUUAUCAUCGAUAAGUCUUUGCAGUGGUUUAUCUACGUCUGAUUUCGAAAAGUGGGCAAACACAACUGUGAUAUUUAUUUUGAUAGGUUUCAUUGUUUUCUAUACGGUAUUUAUUUUGGUGACGUGUUUUAUAAAGUGUAUGAUGAGGAUUUAUUAA
This is a messenger RNA of Pararge aegeria (speckled wood butterfly), 809 nucleotides long. RefSeq lists its product as uncharacterized. Gene Ontology annotation, molecular function: transmembrane monodehydroascorbate reductase activity. NCBI's taxonomy places the organism in Eukaryota, Metazoa, Arthropoda, Insecta, Lepidoptera, Nymphalidae. The transcript is spliced from 3 exons. The record is from RefSeq and is a predicted model, not a curated record. Bases 114 to 809 code for a protein of 231 amino acids.